Molecule: messenger RNA, 1275 nt
Organism: Arabis nemorensis
Lineage: Eukaryota; Viridiplantae; Streptophyta; Magnoliopsida; Brassicales; Brassicaceae
Source: the annotation of a GenBank genome assembly
AUGGAACAACAAUUAUCCUUACUGUUACUUCAUAGCCCCAAAGGAGCAAGUAAUGAAGAACCCUUGAUCGCUUCUGUUCCAUCCACUAAACACCACCAUGGACGAACCUUCGUCAAGCUCUUCGUUUACAUCUUUCUAAUCGCUCUCGCUUACUAUUUCAUCAUCUCCAGUUUCGCCGUUCCUCCAAUUUUCCUAGUUUUGCCGGAAUCUGGUUCCGGAAAAGUUUCAUCAACAAAGUGUGAUCUUUUUACUGGAGAUUGGAUUCCGGAUCCAAAAGGUCCUUCGUACACGAGUUUGUCCUGUAAUCACAUUCAAGAUUUUCAGAAUUGUAUGUUGAAUGGACGACCAGAUGUGGAUUAUCUCUUCUGGAGAUGGAAACCUCGUGAUUGUGAUCUCCCUAGGUUGAAUCCAUCGCAGUUUCUCCAUUCCAUGAAGAACAAAUGGUUGGCUUUUAUCGGCGAUUCAAUCGCUCGUAACCAUGUCCAGUCCCUUAUCUGCAUUCUCUCUCAGGUUGAAUCAGUGCAAGAAAUCUACCACGACAAGGGAUAUCAAUCCAAGAUAUGGAGAUUUCCUUCUCACAACUUCACGCUUUCAGUCGUUUGGGCUCCAUUUCUUAUCAAAUUCGAAACAGUUGGCAGCUCGGAUAUCCAGCUUUACCUCGACCAGCUCGAUCACAAAUGGACCGACCAAUACUCGAAUUUCGACUAUGUUGUUAUCUCAGGAGGCAAAUGGUUCCUCAAAACAACGAUUUUCCAUGAAAACAACGCAAUCACAGGCUGCCAUUACUGCAAAAGCAGCUACAAUCUAACCGAUCGCAGCUACACGUACUCCUACCGCAAAACAGUAAACCUAGUCCGUAACUUCAUCCUAAACUCAACCCACAAACCACUGGUUCUGUUCCGUACCACGACACCUGAUCAUUUCGAAAGCGGAGAGUGGAACACUGGCGGGUAUUGCAACAGAACGACGCCGUUUAAACAAGGCCAGGCAAGACCUAAAACCGUCGAUGCUGAGAUGCAUGAGAUUGAGCUCGAAAUGUUACAGAACCCCCGGGAAGGUUCCGGUUCCAACAUUAGACUAUUAGACACGACCGCGAUGUCUCUUCUCCGACCAGACGGCCAUCCUGGACCGUACCGGCACCCGAAUCCUUUUGCUGGAGUGAAUGAUAGGAGGAGGGUUCAGAGAGACUGUCUCCAUUGGUGCUUACCCGGUCCAAUUGAUUCAUGGAACGAUCUUAUGGUUGAAACCAUACUGAACCGGGAACAGUUUUUCUGA